AUGUUUGGGAAACAUCAUGCUCUUCAGCUGUAUGUUCUGGACUCCGAGACUAGCGAUCACCGUCCAGAGCUGGAACAGCUUCAUGGGAGAGACGACUAUAUCUCUGUUGGCACACUUGCAUCGCUGGAUCAGUUCUGUGUCCCUGAAGUGGAAUUCGCUCAAGGGGGAAAGGCAGAAAAAGGCCAACCCAACUUGGGGUGUGGCUCUUUAAGAAGUCUACCACUGGUCUAUCUUUCAGCAAAUAACAGAUUGCUUAAGUACACCACCUUGAUCCCUCCGAUAGCUUUAUCCGGUUAUCGGCAGGUCACGAGCGAUCCGAGUAUAGGAGAACCCUCCUUUAUCGGCCUCGGUACUGGAGAAUAUUCAGAAUAUUCACGAUACCGCUCACUUUCCCCUCCACCUUAUUCUGCUACACACAAUGUCGAUCUUCCCACGUCCUUAGUUGACCUUGCGGACAACGAUCUGGACGCGAUUUGA
Molecule: messenger RNA, 477 nt
Organism: Hyaloscypha bicolor E
Lineage: Eukaryota; Fungi; Ascomycota; Leotiomycetes; Helotiales; Hyaloscyphaceae
Exons: 1
Coding region: 1-477 (158 amino acids)
Source: RefSeq, a predicted model, not a curated record